Paraglomus brasilianum is the source of this 1395-nucleotide messenger RNA. The record is from the annotation of a GenBank genome assembly. Lineage: Eukaryota; Fungi; Glomeromycota; Glomeromycetes; Paraglomerales; Paraglomeraceae.
AUGCCUGCACUUUCUCCGACUAUGACGGAGGGAACUAUCGUCUCGUGGAAGAAACAGGAAGGGCAGAAAUAUUCGGCUGGCGAGGUACUAUUAGAGAUUGAAUCGGACAAAGCGCAAAUUGAGGUAGAAGCUCCAGAGGACGGUCUUCUCGCAAAGAUUCUGAUAUCUGGUGGACAGAGAUGCGCCGUUGGAUCUGUCAUUGCCUUGACUGCUGAAGAAGACGAUGAUAUAUCCAACCUAGAGAUUCCUGAUACGGCAGCAGACGCUACGAAAUCUACAGGAAACUCUGCCUCGAAAAAAAAUCUUACGGAUGCGGCUCAUUCCAAGUCGGGGAAUCAACGACUGUCUCCGGCAGUGGCUCAUCUUUUACUCUCAAACGGGAUAACUGACACGGCAAAGAUUGCAACUACUGGGCCAAAAGGGAGAUUGUUGAAAGGUGACGUUUUGGCAUAUAUGGGUAAGAUUAAGCCUCCACCGGCUACCAAGUCGAUGACGCCCGCAGAGGUGGCAGCCGCAAAGACACAGUCAUCAGAUUCAAAGAAACACGUGUCCAAGGCCAAGACUACACCAUCUCCGUUGCCCGAAUCCACGGACAAGACUAUUUCGGAAAUGCGUAAAACAGGGGCUUCCGAUGUUACAAAGUCAAAGAGCACCGUUCCGCACUCGUACGUCCAGAAAGAUAUCGUGCUUGACAACCUAUUACAAUUCCGUCACGUUUUGAAUGAAAAAUUUCGAGCGAACGUAGCUAUGAAUGAUUUUUUCGUUAAAGCUACAGCCUUGGCAUUACGUGAUGUUCCGAUGACAGGCGUCAGAUACGCGCCCAACGAGAAAGAUUUGCGUGAACAACUCGACUCGAUUAACAUAUCGGCUGGUACGCCCACGCCGGCGGGAAUCAGCCCGUCCGUAAUGGAGAACGCUAAUCAGAAAGGACUGCUAACCAUUUCCGAACUUAUGAAGGAGUUAACAGAAAAGGCUCAUGGCAGAGAUAUUCAGCUUGAGAAUUACGAGGGUGGUACAUUCAGAAUUUCCAAUGUCGGCGUGGACGACUUUACCGAAAUAAUCGAUCCUCCACGUACAUGCACUCUUGCAAUAGGAAGCGUAACCAAACGGGCAGCGGCGGACGACAUUGAUUACUUGUCACGCAAACAUUCUUCACAUGUCGAGUCGCAAAAUAGUUCUUCCAUAGACAUUAUUGAUUAUCUCACAGGAACUUUACCGAAAGCACCCCAGGUGAUAAAGUCUGUUGAAUCGGAAUUUAAGCAAAACAUAGAGGGAUCUCAAAUAGUUAGCGCAAAGCUUAGCAUCGAUGAGCGUGUGAUAGAUACCGCGACCGCGUCAAAGUUUUUGGAACGGCUUUCAUAUUAUAUUCAAUAUCCCCAAAAAAUGAUUACUUAA